AUGAAAACACUGAGAAAUUCGAUAUCUGAUUAGAAUUUGCUAGUCCUUCCAAACAUCAACUUUUCCAAUAAAAGACAGGCAAAUGCAGAAAGGAGAUCAUCUAUAAUAAUGAAGGACAUUCAUAUAAACAAAAAACCUCAGUUAGACGUCAAGCCCUUUUAGGAUACUAUAAUUUCUAACUAUACCACACAAUAAAAUCUAAAUCCAAAGCUAUACAAUCAGUAAAACAGUAGCCAUCUUUUGCAAACUAAUUUCGGUAUGAGCAAUAAGAACUCUAAACGAAACUCAAAGUUAGUCUCUCCAACGCAUAACCCAAACCCUUCCAAUUCAAAUGAGUAGAGCCCUUAUAAUGCUAACAAUAGCAGUAAUAUCAAUGCCUAGAAGUACAACUCUCUGAAAUAAAGGAAUGCUUAAGAAGCUUAGAAGCGAGAAAAAGAAUAAAAUGAAAUCAUCAUUAAGACUUUUGCGAGAGUGCACCUACCUUAGCUUUGUAAUGCUAAGAAUACUAAUCUACUUAAAAUGUUAAGUGUGAAUCCUCCUAUUGAACAGCAAAUGCUAUACGAGAACCAGCAAAAGCUCUACGAUAAAAGUAUAGAAGAGAUAGAUAAAAUCGUGUAAAAGGGUAUGCAGAACUUUAGAAAAAGAUCGAGACCAAAUAACGGAAAUAAUUCAUCCGUGCCUCGAUUAGGCAAUCUAGACGAGAAAAUGAAAUCAUUCUUCAACGAAAGUAGAAGGAAUCUACUAUAGGGGGUAGAUGGAUUAAAUGAAAGUGACAGUGAUAUUUCGACAAACUUAAUUAGCAAUUACGAUCAGCAAUCAAGCAGACAAAGAAAGAUCAGAAGUUUGUCCUAGAUAGAUAUUAUGAAAAAAUCUGGUAGCGUUCUUCGCACAAGUAACGAUGAAAAUAUGUAGAUACACAAAAGAGACAUCAUCAAGAAUAGCUAUCAAACUAACUUAAGAGUACCUCAUAUGACUCUUGAUUAAUCUAAUAUCAACAGCCGAUAAAACUCGUUUGUAACAAAGGACAUUAAGCAUUCAACUAUAUAAGUUGAGGCCAAUAAAAAUAAUAACAAGGCCCUUGAUAAAAAUCUAAAAUCCACAUUAAUGUUUAAAAUAGACAACAAUGCCAAUUAAAAUGAAAACAUGCACCCAUAAAGCUAACUUAGGAGUAGCUUUGACAGAAAUAAGAUAAGUCUUGAUUAAAACUACAAGAGUGUCCCAAUCCAGAGCCACAAUCUAAGGGUAUCUUAAGAUAAUAGCAAAUCUAAAGAUACUGGAGUAGGGGAUAGUUAAUAAUUAGAGUAGUUUUUCAUGAGAUUCAAAACAAAGGAUAAAAAUAAAUUGCAAUAGGAUACAGCAUUUUCUAGAUACAUCGAUAAGUGUGAGGAUUUUGGAUUGCCUCCAAGACCUAUUGGCAUAGUUUCAAGAAAAGGAAACAAAAAAGAUAUCAAAGUUAAUGAUUAAACCAUAGGCGACUAAUAUGCCUAAGCACUAGCCGAAGGGUUGUAGGCGUUAGAAUCUACAAAUUCCUUGGAAUUGAGAAACAAUAGCUUAACUGAUGUCGGAAUCAUUCCUAUUUUAAAAGCUCUCAAGUCAGAUCUACUUAUUCUUGAUAUCUCAUAUAAUCCAAAGAUAACCUUUGAAGCUUAUUAGAUUUUAUUUGAUAUUAUUGAUCAGAAACUUAACUAAUUAUAACAGCUGAUCUUAGAGGGUAAUAUGAUGGGUGAUUUAGCAACGAAAGCUUUAGGCAAUAUGAUAUCAUAAAACAACUCCAUAACCUUGCUGAAUAUAAAUCAGAACAAGAUAACUGAUGAAGGAGGAAAGCAUAUUGCUAGUAUGUUGAAGUUCAAUUCUAAGAUUAGUGUCUUAUUUAUGAGAUGGAACCAGAUUAAAGCCAAGGGUGCUUACUUCAUAGCCUAAUCUUUGCAAGUGAAUGAUAGUCUUUAGAUCCUAGAUGCUUCCUUCAAUUCAUUUGGAUCCUAGGUAAUCAUAGGCUUAAGUGAUCUCACCUAAGGAGUUAAUUCCUCUUUCAUUCAAAAUAAUCUAGUUUAUGAGGAAACUGAGAAAGUAUCGAAGAUGAUGAACUUUUCUAAGAUAGAAGUGGGCACAGUAUUCAGUGACAUGUUUAGGGCUAAUAAGACUUUGAUACAUAUUGAUCUUUCCCACAAUAAUUUCAAGAAAAGUGAUUGCGAAGUCAUGGAGGAGGGAUUGAGGGAUAAUCAUUCUUUACUAGGGAUUCACAUGAUAGGCAAUGAAGUAAACACAAACUCAAGGGGAUAUUUCAAGGAUCAGCCUACUGAUCCAAGUCUGUCUCAUGUCAUCAGUAGGAUUAAGGGGACACUUGAUACUGGCACAUUAAGAAAGUAAAGGCUAGAGAUGAAAGCCACCAGCAAUUGCUGGAUAUGUGAGGGCUGGUCGCAAGUCUUAUUUAAAGUAAACCCUUCAGAAAUAAUUGUGGACGACUCUGGCAAAAGGUUAUAUGAUGAAAUGGAUGAAGAUACAUUGGUUUACAUCCAUCUUUCCAUUGAUAAUGAUGAGGCAGAUUAAAUGGAGAAGAAUCCAAAAACUGGAGAGUAUCAGAUAUUAAGAAUGAUGCCUCCUGGCUAGUGUUUCUACUACUAUUCUAUCGGCUAGCCACCAAUGAUGAACUAAGCUUAACAAAGCUUCACCAAAAGUUUCAUCAGUAAAAGGAAGAUUGAGGUACCGAACACGAAUAUUGUUUAGAAUGUUGCACAAUCAAGACAGUUGAUUACACUAACUUACCUUGAAGACAUGACAGUCAUUCCACGACAACCGUAAAAGAAGAUAAAAGGAAUAGCUAGAGUCAAAUCUGCUUGGGAUAUAUCUAAGUCGAUAUUUAAGGACUAUCGUUGUGAUAAUGAUGAGACUUACUAGAAAUGUUUUGAAUAUGAUUGGAAGAACUCAAAGUAUAAUAAGUUUAUUAAGAAUGCAGAUGAACUGAACAGAGUCAAAGAAUACCUGAGAGGAGUAUACAAACAUUUGAGAGAAGCAUAUAGAUACUAUGCAGGAAUAAAUCCAAUCAAUGGAGUUCCAGCAAUUGGACAGAAUGUAUUUCAAGAUUUUAUAAACAACUGCAAUAUAAUUGAUGGGAAGUUUAUCUCAAUAAGUGACGUGGAUCUUGAGUUCAUUUCAACCAAUGUAGGUGGGGGCAAGAGCAAUAUGCUUAACCCCGAGAGAGCCAUAGUUAGACCUGAAUUCCUGGAGUUGCUAGUUAGAAUAGCCAUUUUUAAGUUCUUUAAAAGUAAAACUGUGCCAACACAACUGGAAGCUGUUUAAAGGUUAUUUGAGGAGAGUAUAAAUCCCUACGUUCAAUAGUAUGAUAACAGUUUAUGGAGAAGAGAACGACUAUGGAACGAGGACUGCGACAAAGUUUUUAGGUAUUUCAAAAAAGCUUUUGAUUUGCUAUAUGAAAAGUACUCUGGGGAAUACACAAAGCCAGGCUAAUAGAAGUAAUAAAUCAUAAUGGAAAUAAUAGUUCAUGAUAGAUUUAUGAGUUUGGAUGAGUUUGACAGAUUAAUUAAUUAAGGCAAUGUGAUUGAUGAUUAGUUUGGUCCUAGAGAAGUCAGCGUGCAGUUUAAUCUGGCUUAGAUGACUAAUAUCUUGGAAGUAGACACGGAUAGUCAUAUCAAGAUGAGCAUGAUUGAGUUUAUUGAAGCAUUCUCAAGAUUCUAGUUAAACCCUGAUUUUGACACAAUGAGUGAUAUCUCUGCUUUUGAAGAUAUGAACGUACGUAAGAAGUUAAUCAGAGAGCAAAAGCUUGCACCUAGGAUUGAAUGGUUGAUUAAGCGAUAUAUUCAAUUGGUCCUUGGUAUAAACUUUUAAAAGGAAUUUAAAAGGCAAGCAUCUAGCUUAAAAAUAUGA
Molecule: messenger RNA, 3882 nt
Organism: Stylonychia lemnae
Lineage: Eukaryota; Ciliophora; Spirotrichea; Sporadotrichida; Oxytrichidae
Source: the annotation of a GenBank genome assembly